Sipha flava (yellow sugarcane aphid) is the source of this 1600-nucleotide messenger RNA. RefSeq names its product KRAB-A domain-containing protein 2-like. Lineage: Eukaryota; Metazoa; Arthropoda; Insecta; Hemiptera; Aphididae. Gene Ontology annotation, molecular function: nucleic acid binding. The transcript is spliced from 3 exons. Gene Ontology annotation, biological process: DNA integration. The record is from RefSeq and is a predicted model, not a curated record. The coding region runs from base 695 to 1600 and encodes 301 amino acids.
UUUAUUGCUAUAAUAAUUUCAUUCUUAGACAAAGACUUAGAGCAUUAAGUACCAAAACACUAUAGUAACGUUGUGGAUAAGCGCCACAUUAGUUUUUAUGGAGUCUAGUUUGAAUCUAGCAUAAGUUUUUGUGUUUUUUAUUAUUACUAUAAUGUAAUUGCAAUUUAUAAUAUAAUGUAUAUGUCGCAUCCACUUUGUGUAAUCGUAAAUGGAUAUCCAUUUCAUGAACUUCGAUCAUAUCGUGUAGGUCGUUUUUAGGUUCAUGAAAUGGACAUUUAUUUUAUCUAUUUUGUGAAAUGGAAACCCGUAUUUUACACUUGAUGUAAUUUAUUUAAUUUUCACACGAAAUGGAUAACUUUUUAUGAAAUCGACAUUUCAUCGAAAUAUACAGAAUAUCAUUGUCGAGGAAAUUAUACUUAAUCUUUCUACAGUUUAUACUUAAAAGCUUAAUAUACCUAUGUCAAUUUAGUACUAUAUACCCGUAUCAACUGUAAUAAUCACGUUUGUAUAAACAUUAUCAGCUCAUAAACACGAUACAGCCCAGAUUAAGUUCUUCAUUGUAUGUAGGUAGUGUAAUUAAUUUUGGAUAAUGCACUAAAGCUAGUUAUGCCACUCUACCAGCUGCACGUUUCCUAUCACAACUAUACGAACCUCCGCCGUCCAGUACAAUAUUUCAUAUUCAUUAUUAUACAAAAUGAAUGCAUUUUCCGAGUUUUAUAAAAAACUAGAUGCAUACUACAUUGAAAAGCCAGGAAAAAAACCACCAACUAAAAAUGAAGUGGAAGUAAUAAUCAAUGAAAUUUUAGCAGCUAAAACGAAAAUUGGUAAAAAAUCUAGAAGAGAGUAUUAUCUAUUGAAGCAAUAUGAUGUAUUAUGCGUAACAGACAAAAAGUAUUUAGUUUUUAAAAAAACUGAAGGUGAUGAUAUCAAGUAUGUUGUACUUUACGAAGAAUUAUAUGAACGUAUUAACUUACAUUCUCACAUAGCAACAGGACAUGGUGGAAAUAUCAAAUUACGUGUAGCAAUGGGCAAUAAAUACAAAAUUCCAAGACCAGCAAUAGAAAAGUUUUUAUCAGUAUUUUUUAUGUGUAAUUCCAAGCAAGGAGCAAAUCGCAGGCUAGUCAUAAAACCAAUUAUUACCAAAGAUUUUAAUGAAAGGGCCCAAGUUGAUUUAGUAGAUUUUCAAUCAACACCUGAUGGUAAAUAUAAAUGGAUCAUGAAUUAUCAGGAUCACAGCACAAAGUUUUUACUGUUGCGUCCACUUGAAAGCAAAAAGGCUCUAGAAGUGGUAAGUAAAUUACUUGAUAUUUUUCUUACAUUUGGUGCCCCUAAAAUACUUCAAAGUGAUAAUGGACGUGAAUUUGUAAAUUGUGUUAUUCAUGAAUUAAAGGAUAUGUGGCCACAAUGUGUUAUAGUCCACGGUCGCCCUCGUCAUCCCCAAACUCAGGGAAGUGUCGAGAGAAGUAAUCAAGAUAUCGAAAAUAUGAUUCGUGCUUGGAUGAAAGACAAUCAAUCAAAAAAAAUGGUCCAUUGGAUUACAGUUUGUACAAUUUCAAAAAAAUUCCUCUUUUCACCGAAUUAUUGGACGCUCUCCGUAUAA